GUGCUGGGAAGAAUAGAAUCUCUCCUUCCUCAUGGAGAAAACAGAAGCCCCCAAUAAUAGCUUCUAAUUGAAUUGUUCUCCUCUUCCCUGCCCUUCUGGCUCCAAAGUAAAAGGUUUUGAGAACGGGCAGCUUGACCUCUUCCACAGUGUGGUCCUCUCCAGUUCCUGCUGAGGGCCUCUAGAAUUGACCCCAGGGCUUCCGGAUGUGUAUGUAUUCAUGUGUUCAUUUUUUGUGGUGCUGGUAAUGGAGCCCCCACAUGCUGAGUACUCUACCACUGAACUAUACCCUCGCCUGAGGACCUGGUGCUCUUUCUUCCUCCGGGCCCCCAUGCUGUUCACAUAGCCCAGGAUACUGCUGACUUACGUAGCCUCUGUCUAGCAGUGAAUUAUGCUUGUGGUCCACCGCACCCUUCAGAUUAUUUUCAGCUGUUACACCUUGGGCUGUGCCUCUGUCCUGUGUUCUGGGUGUGGCGCAUCAUGGCAGCGGCCCUUCCACCCUUCCCUCUACCCUCAUAUAGCUGAGCUCCUGCCUCCUUUUAGGCACUGGGAAUGUAAAUGUUUGCCAGAUUCUUCCUUGGCCUCCAGUCUCCUGGGAGGAGGAUCCUUGUGGGAGGAGAUGGAAUAGGUGGUAGGGUUUUGGUAAAAGUAAAACCUGCUCAUGUGGCUGCCGUAGGACAAGGCUGAGUCUGAGACCAUGAGGUUAGAAGGAGCUGGGUGAGUGAGUCUCAGGGUAGUCUCUGCACCAGCAGCCUGCGAAGAGGUAGUUAAAAAUGCAAAUUCUCAGCAAUGUUUCUAUGCCUCUCAGGGGUUCUGGUGCAACCUAAGGUCUGAGAAGCUUGGGUCUAGGUCAGAAAUGAUGGUGGCGGGACUGUCCUGGCAGUGGGACUAGAAGGGCAUGUGGUAAAUGAGUUUCUGGCAUCCGCUCUGGUCCUGGCUGAGCCCCCGGGGUCUUCCUGUCUGUCCUCACUGCCUGUGGCAGGUGUGUGGUUCCCCUUCCCUCCCUGGCUGCUCCAUGCAGUGCCUUCUUCACAAACAAGCAGCUCCCAGCCCAGCCAUGGUCGUCAAGGUGGUUGCCACAGCUGCUGACAUCAGCACUCUGGUCUCUGAGGAGCCUGUCACCUUCCUGCCUGCCCGAAGUGCUGCAUUACUGCUGCCGUGAGGAGUAGAGAGGAGGCCUUUGGAGCCUCCCACCCUCACACACGCCCCGUGUGAAGAACUGGGUGGGGCUGAGAGUGGUGACAGGGGGACAGAGGGUGGGGACUGGGGAGGCGGAGCCCUCUGGGGUGGCCUCUUCUCUUGGCAUCCGAGGCCCCAGCCCACUUGGCUUCUUGACCUUGGCGGGAGCAGCGGAACGGUGCUUGGGCCAUGGCAGAGGAUGGGCCGAAGCAGCUGGAGAUGCCUCUGGUCCUGGACCAGGACCUGACCAAGCAGAUGCGGCUGCGCGUGGAGAGCCUGAAGCAGCGUGGGGAGAAGCGCCAGGAUGGCGAGAAGCUGCUGAGGCCAGCUGAGUCCGUGUACCGAAUUGACUUUAUCCAGCAGCAGAAACUGCAGUUUGAACGCUGGAAUGUUGUGCUGGACAAGCCAGGCAAGGUCACCAUCACGGGCACCUCUCAGAACUGGACACCUGACCUCACCAACCUCAUGACACGCCAGCUGCUGGACCCCGCUGCCAUCUUCUGGCGCAAGGAGGACUCGGACGCCAUGGAUUGGAAUGAGGCUGAUGCCCUGGAGUUUGGGGAGCGCCUGUCGGAUUUGGCCAAGAUCCGCAAGGUCAUGUACUUCCUCAUUACCUUUGGUGAGGGGGUUGAGCCUGCCAACCUCAAGGCCUCUGUGGUGUUUAACCAGCUCUGAUGGUGGCCACUCCCUGCUGCCCUUCCUCUGGCCCACCAGCCUCCCCCUGCCCAGACCUCCUCCCGUGUAUAUUUCUGGGGACAUUCUUCUAGCUGCUCAGCCUGUCCUGGGGUUGGCCAGAGGCCCCCUGAGUCCCAUGUCCUUCCUCUCCGUGGUGCCAGUGCUCUGGCUCAUCGGAAGAUCCCACAGCUCUGUAGUCUAGAAGCUGGACCAUUCAUUGCCACCACUGCUGUAGAUGCCUGGCUGGUGCUACCAUGGGCUGAUGGAAAGACCACAGGACUGCAGUCCCUGCUUCAUUAUGGUAGAAAUAGACUGAAAGAGAGAGAAAGAGUGACCCAAACCGUCCGUCAUUGGGCUUCCUCCAGAGACAGGGAGACUGAGAAGCAGGAGCAGCCUCCUCCUCGGGGAACUCAGCAGGCAGGCGUUUGCUGCCCGCUCACCCGUAGCACCUUUGCUGAAUCCUGCCUCAAGAUUUGAACACCCAGCCUGAAGACCACCCCCAGCAUUGGGCUGAUGUGAUCCCGCGACAGCUCAAAUCCCUCAGGAUAUGGGGCAGGGCUGCUGUGGGUUGGUUUGGGUGGUAGAGAUUGGUGCUGCCUUUGCAAAACUAGCUCGGGUUCCUGUGGGAGUGACUGCAGGCAUGGGGGAGUGAAGGGAAGUAUGUCAAGUCAUGCAGAGAUCUAGCCACCAAUACAUAGAGGUAUACUGAGAGACAGUGUGUGUGUACUAUUGUUCUAUAUCUUCCCUGCACACAAGGCAACUUUAGAUUAUCUCUUGAAGAAUAGUUGUUCAAGUGUGGUUCUCAGCAGGGACCUGGCUGACAUGACAGUGGUUGACUCCCCCUUGGUGUGGGAAUUCCCACAGGAGACCUUGUGGUUCACACAGGGAGGGGAAAUGGUUUUGUAGAGAGGGGUCCAGGAUCUGGAACUGGAGAUGGUGAUGUCCCCUGCUGUGAAGUCAGGCUCUGUCAGCUCACUGGGGGUGAGGGGUGGGGGCACACUCAGGUGUUUCAUCCUCCUAUUGCCUCUCUUGGCAUUUCCCAGGCUGCUUCGGUGCAGCUUGGGUGGGUGGAGAAGGCCUGAGGGACUUGCCCUGCACAUCCUUUUCGUGGGUGACAUUCUGAAGUGGGCCGGAGACAGCAGCGGUGUGUCUUGCUGGCCUCUGAGGUCCUCGGGGGCAACCACUCACCAAACAAACAGAGAAACGGGCCCAGUUAUCAGCAGACUCAGUUCCAGCCCCAAGCUUCAUUCUCCUUCACCCCGCAUAGGGCCAGAGCCCCUUUUGCGGAGGGACCUGGUCUGCCGCUGGCUUCUGCUACUGCCUCUCAACAAGUGCCCACAACACCCUGUGUUGCCCCUGGCCAGUUGUGUCCAAGACAUUUUCCCUCCUGAAACAGCCAUGGCUGCGCUUGGCCCUGGGAACAGGUAUGCUGAGAACUGGGAGGUAACUGGUGGGGUGGAACUGGCCCUGGUGUGUGGGGCUGCUGGAGGGCGAGCCCCAGGGUGUUGGUGUAGGAUGUUGUGGGGCAGGGGUUGGCUGGUGGGUGAAUUCUGGUCCUUUGAAAUUCACACCUCUGGGUCUGUUGAGGCCCUGCUUAGAGAGGGCCUUGCCUGCAGCCUUUGCUACCUUAUUCUCCACCGAGGACUGGGAAAGACCAGACUCCUGGUAGGGACCCCGCCCUUCUGCCUCUUUGCUUGGCUUCCCCCUGCAGCUCUGGGGACACUCUCGGUCAGGAUUGCCCGUCCCCUACCCUGAUCCACCCCAUCUGCCCUGUGGCGUCCGCAGUGCUCUUGCUGUUGCUGUGCCUGCUGCGUGUCCCCAAUAAAUGCUGUAUGCCCGCGC
Molecule: messenger RNA, 3693 nt
Organism: Chinchilla lanigera (long-tailed chinchilla)
Lineage: Eukaryota; Metazoa; Chordata; Mammalia; Rodentia; Chinchillidae
Gene: Omp
Product: olfactory marker protein
Exons: 1
Coding region: 1366-1851 (161 amino acids)
Biological process (GO): sensory perception of smell; signal transduction
Cellular component (GO): cytosol; neuronal cell body; axon
Source: RefSeq, a predicted model, not a curated record